GUAGCGUGGCAGCGCAGUGCAGCCAUGACCAACUGGCCUGGGAUCCAAGCCACCCUCGUCGCCCUCGUGCGCCCUCACAUCCUCCAACCCGCCCUCCGCGUCCCUUCGAUCGCCUCGCUCGACCUCGCAAAGCUCCGCAACGACGCCCAAGUCGACGCCGUCGUCAUCGACAAGGACAACUGCAUCGCCCAACCACGCUCCGACUCGCUCGCCGACGACCCAAACCUCCGUCGAGCCUGGCAAGACCUCGUCGACACCUUUGGGCCCGCCAACGUCCUCGUCGUGUCCAACUCGGCAGGCGACUCGAGAAAGGACCCGCUCACCAUCCAGGCUCAAGCCCUGUCGCGCAACCUCGGCGUACCCGUCCUCGUCCACCCGAGCCCGAAACCCGCCCACGCCUGCGUCCACCAGGUCGCGGCCCACUUUCUCGCCAGCCGCGACCACCUCGCGCGCCCACCUGCGCACGACGACCAUGUCGGUCUGUCGACUACGACGGCCCAGGUCGGCCAGGUCGUCUUCUCGCCCCUCGCACGCGCCCGCCUCGCGUCGUCCCCCUCCCCCUCCUCCUUCCAACAACACGCCCCUUCUCCCGCCGACGCCCUCCCCCACCGCCGCAAGCGCACCCGCAUCCUCGUCAUUGGCGACCGCCUCGCGACCGACAUGGUCCUCGCCCACCGCCUCUCGGCCCUCACCCUCCCACUCGCCCUCCCCUCGUCCGCUUCCUCCCCCUCGUCCUCCAUCCUCGGCCUCCUGCGCCGACGCACCACCCGCCGCACCCUCGGCGCUCCCGGCGACGUCAUCGAGGCCGUCCCCAUCCUGACGACCCACCUGUGGGCCCGCGAGGGCGCCGGCACGACCCUCGUCCGCUGGCUCGAGCGCGCCGCCCUGUGGGGGCUCGGCGGACGAGGGGCGCGACGUCGAGCGGCGGCGAGGCGAUGCCGAGAGCAUGGCGAGGACGAGGUCGACUGGUCGAGGUUCGUCAAGGGGUACGCGGCGCCGGGCUUGGCGCCGCCGAGCGCGAGCCUGCCCGAGACGUCCCCCUCGGCGCCUGCCGCGCCUGUGGCAGCGCGCCUCCCCUCGCCGUCCCUACCCUCCCUCACGACCCUCGCGGCCCUCCCGUCCCGCCUGCAGGCCGCCACCCUCGCGCUCCCCUCGCGCCUCUCGCGCCUCCCCUCCCUCUUCCUCGCCCACCUCCAGCGCCUCCCCUCGCACCUCCUCGUCGUCGCCCGUCGCACCGCGCACCGUGCCCUCGGCGCCCUCGAGCGCCGCCUCCCGUCCUACCUCGCCCGCCUCGGCGCCGACGACGGCCUCCUCGCGCGCCUCGUCGGCAUCUACGCCCGCCCGGGCACCCUCGCCCCGAGCCCGACCGGCGCACUGCGCCCCAUCGGCCGCGGCGAGGUCGUCGACCCGGCGGCGCGCGACAGCGUGCGCCGCGCCGGCGGCGCCCUCGAGCGCUUCGUCGACCGGGUCGGCGACGGCGUCGAGGGCGUGUGGGCCGAGGCGAGGCGCAGGGCCGAGCGGGGCGCGAGCGUCGGCAAGAGUGCGGCAAGCGGGGUCGAGCAAGUCAAGCGGUGGGUCGUGCGGCGCGGUGGGCAGGGACCGGCCGCGGCGGGUCCGGUCAAGGUCGAGGACAAGAGGGCGUAGCCGCGCGACUGAAAACGUGACGUCGAGUUGUUCGAGU
Rhodotorula graminis WP1 is the source of this 1681-nucleotide messenger RNA. RefSeq lists its product as uncharacterized. Gene Ontology annotation, molecular function: phosphatidylglycerophosphatase activity. Bases 25 to 1644 code for a protein of 539 amino acids. The record is from RefSeq and is a predicted model, not a curated record. The transcript has a single exon. NCBI's taxonomy places the organism in Eukaryota, Fungi, Basidiomycota, Microbotryomycetes, Sporidiobolales, Sporidiobolaceae.